This is a messenger RNA of Polistes canadensis, 1580 nucleotides long. Its product is annotated as phospholipase A1-like. Gene Ontology annotation, biological process: lipid metabolic process. Bases 423 to 1490 code for a protein of 355 amino acids. NCBI's taxonomy places the organism in Eukaryota, Metazoa, Arthropoda, Insecta, Hymenoptera, Vespidae. The record is from RefSeq and is a predicted model, not a curated record. The transcript has 7 exons. Gene Ontology annotation, molecular function: lipase activity.
UUUAAGUUAAUCUAAUUGUAAGUAAUAUUCUUAUUACUUAGAUGCGUAGUUUACAAUAAAUUUCAAACGAUUUCAUAUUAACGAUGAAGUAAUCAUGCACGGAAGUAAUUUUCCAACAUCAUUACUUGUUGAGGAAAACAAAUUAUUGCAGAUAAACAUAUGAAUAAGUUCUUGUUAAUGCUUAUGAUUAACACAAUUUGGAUAUUUAAAAUUUCGUCGUUACAUAAUAUGUACUCAAUACUCAUUACUUAAAUAUUUUAUACAACGUAUAAACUAAGUAUGUCCUUAUCUUAAUUGCAAUGUUUAGGUUGUAAUGCCUCUGUGGAUAGUAUAAAUAGUAAUAGAAAACUUAUUUUUCCUGCCAAUAUUUUUUUGAUUCGGGAUUGUGUUUUUGUUUUAACUGUAAAUAAAAAUAAGAAAAAAUGAUUUUACAAUAUUUGAUAUUAUUUGCGUGUUUUAUGGGAAUACUGCAUAAUUGCUAUGCAGAUGAUGAUACGUCGUCCCAUAAAAACAGUUUAUCCCAUUCGAAAAAAGGUUCGUUGCUUCCAUCAAUAAUUCCAAAAAAUACUGCAUUAAAGAAGCAAGUGAUUCCAAGUUGUUACUAUGGUGUCAAUAUGCUUUCAAUUAUUCUUUUUACAAGGAAGGAUAAAGAUGGUAUCAAUCUUACGACCAAGAAUUUAACGAGUUCUGGCAUAUUUAGAAAAGAAAAAUUAGUACAUCCAGUUGUAAUCCUUAUACAUGGUUUUAUUUCAAGUCCAAAUAAUUCUAAUUAUAAGAAUUUGGCACACGUUUUGUUAGAAAAAGAGGAUGUACAUGUAAUAUCAAUUGAUUGGAAAAAGGGGGCUUGUGAUGGCGGUUUAUCUAUUUUUCAAUUACCUGGUUAUCCUGAAGCCGCUAAAAAUACGAAGGCGGUUGGCAAAUAUGUCGCUUAUCUUACCAAGAUACUCGUAGAAAAUUAUGAGGUGCCUAUACAAAAAAUACAAGUAAUUGGACACAGUUUGGGCGCACACAUUGCAGGUUUUGCAGGGAAAGAAAUCCAAAAGUCAAAUAUAGGAAAGUAUAUUCGAAUUACUGGGCUUGAUCCCGCUGGGCCCUUAUUCUGGAACAAGAAAUGUUCGGACAGACUCUGCAAAACAGAUGCAGAAUAUGUUCAAAUUCUACAUACAACUACCUUCAUCGGAACGGACAUACGUUUAGGAAACAUUGAUUUCUAUAUAAAUGCAGGACAUACUCAACCCAAUUGCAAACUUAAUGUGAUUUGCUCUCAUUCUAUAGCUGUGGAAUACCUUACCGAGUGUAUAAAAUAUAAAUGUUGUUUAAUUGGUAUACCGUGGGAUUAUUAUCACAAAAAGAUUCCUCUUUCAAAGUGCACAAAUAAAACUUGCGUUUGUAUUGGAUUGAACACAAAGAAUUAUUCUAUCGAUGGCUCAUUUUAUGUACCAGUUGGAGCCAACUCUCCCUAUUGCUAUAACAAAGGCUUUAAGCUUUAAUUAAAAAAGGAAAUUCUUAUAAACGUUAAUACAUGUAAUAAUGAAUAAGUAAUUAAAUUAUAUACAUAGAAAUAUUUUUAUAUAUAUAUU